CCAUUCGUUUCGAUGGCACGAUCAUCGGCAGCACAAACGUCUGACUUGAAUUCGCUUUUGGGUAUUCUGAACAAGGCUAUCCCAGAUGUUGUCAGUGCAGACCCUCGGUCAUAUGAAGAAGCACGCAUCGAAGCCAUCCGGGCGUGCGAAAAAAUGACCGCCCUUUUACACGAUCCGUUCCAAUGGCUGUUCGUGGAGUCAGCCGCAUACAUCGUUCCUGCUGCGAUGUCGGUCGUCUUAGAGCUCAAGGUCCCUCAUCACAUAUCUUCUGACAUUGAAAACCCCACCACUGUUGAGCAAUUGUCCAAGGCUACAGGCGCGCCUGUUGGUCUGUUAGAGCGUAUGCUUCGUAUCUUGACCAAAAGGAUGAUAUUUGAAGAAAUCAAACCAAAAACAUACAUUCACAAUAUGUUCUCCGAGACCAUUCUGGUGCCGAGCGUUGAAGCCUGGGUAAGCUUAAGUUCCGACGACAACCUCAAAGCCGCGGCUGCCCUGUUGCCUCUUCUCAAAGAGAAUGGUUUCAAGAUUCCUCAAAAUGAUGGAAACUGUGCAUUCUCGAAAGCAUUUCAAACUCCACUCAAUCAAUUCCAGUACUAUUUUGACGUCGACCCUGAACGCAGCCGCAGAGCGGCGCUAUCCAUGGCAGCUUUCAACUCGACAUCCAUGUUUCGGGACUUUCCUUUCCCGUUCGACCAGUUACCACAAGACGGUGUAGUCGUCGAUGUGGGUGGAGGAGGCGGUCACGUCUCAGUCGAGCUUGCGAGGAAGUACCCACAUCUAAACUUUGUGGUUCAGGAUUUGGGUGAGUCCAUAGCUUCCGGUGCAGCAAACCCCGAAUAUGCCACGCUGCCCAUCAAAUGGCAGGAGCAUGGUUUGUUCGAACCGCAGGCAGUUAAAGGCGCCGAUGCGUAUAUCGUUCGUCACGUGCUUCACGGUUUUGAGGAUGAGACUUCAUCCAAGAUCAUUGGAUACAUUGCCAAAGCCAUGGAGCCUGGCAAGUCCAGGAUUUUGAUCAUCGACUGCGUGGUUCCGAAAGCGUUCGGUAGUGACUCUAUACCGUUUGUCAACGCAACUGACAUACUGGCUAUGCUGGGUGGAAACGGAAAGCAGCGUACUGUAGAGGCUUGGGAUGCCUUAGUUAAAAUGGCGGACAAGCGAUUGGAGGUGGUGAAAAUUUGGCAACAGGGGCAUCUGGCUUCCGCCGAUGCAGUCAUAGAGAUAAGGACGAGCCGCGUGUAG
Periconia digitata is the source of this 1239-nucleotide messenger RNA. The record is from the annotation of a GenBank genome assembly. NCBI's taxonomy places the organism in Eukaryota, Fungi, Ascomycota, Dothideomycetes, Pleosporales, Periconiaceae.